Molecule: messenger RNA, 3278 nt
Organism: Cyprinodon tularosa
Lineage: Eukaryota; Metazoa; Chordata; Actinopteri; Cyprinodontiformes; Cyprinodontidae
Gene: msh4
Product: mutS homolog 4
Exons: 20
Coding region: 174-2900 (908 amino acids)
Biological process (GO): mismatch repair; reciprocal meiotic recombination
Cellular component (GO): nucleus
Molecular function (GO): ATP-dependent DNA damage sensor activity; mismatched DNA binding; ATP binding
Source: RefSeq, a predicted model, not a curated record
UGAUCGUCAAACGCUAACUUCCGGUGGCUCUUAGAAUAGCAAGUUUUGCUAGCUCAUUGAAAUAUGUUCAAAGGAUUACACUACAACCCUUUUAAGUCUAAAUAAUAUACGUUGAUAUAAACCUACGCAGGUUAGAAAUUCUUUUUUAUUAUAAUUUCUCUGUGAGAGUCAACAUGUUUCAGAGCAGCACAGAUGAGGUAACCGACAGUGAGACCUCAGAAUGGGGACAAACCUGUGGAAGAAGAGGCUUAAAGGAAACCACCGCCUCAUCCUGCUGUCCCGCAUCCCUCUCCUCUGCUCCCUGUUACCGCAGUUCAGAGGUUGACACUCCCGCUACAACCAGUGCUCCACCCCAAUCCGGAAUAACCUCAGGUCAGAGCCAGAGUGAUAUCAGGCUGGGAAGGACAACCUCAUCGGUCCUCGUGUCUUCCUCCUCUGAAAGCUGUUCAGUUCGUUUCCCCGGAGGAACACCCAGGCUCAGGAGGACCCCGGGUUCGGCUGGCCCCACUGGAACAAGCAGCUCGUCUGCCUCCUCCACCUCUGCAGCCUCUGUGAUAGUAGCAAUAGUGGAAGGGCGAGGUUUGGCCAGAGGAGAGAUUGGCAUGGCCUGCAUUGACUUAAAAUGUCCAGAGCUUGUACUUUCUCAGUUUGCAGACACAGGGACAUAUGCUAAGGUUAUAACCAGGAUUCGCAUCUUAAUGCCUGUGGAAAUCUUGAUGCCAGACACAGCCAGUGAAAAGGGAAAAGGGACAAAACUCUUUAAGCUAAUUACAGAGAAUUAUCCGGGUGUAGCCAUCACUGCGAUCCAGAGGAAGUACUAUAAUGAGAAGAAGGGGCUGGAGUACAUACAACAGCUGUGUGCUCCUGAGUUUGCCACCGUUUUAAUGGAGGUUCAAGCAAAGUAUUAUUGCCUAGCAACUGCUGCUGCUUUGCUGAAAUACCUGGAGUUUAUCCAGAGCUCAUUUUAUGCAUCCAAGUCUCUAAAAGUGAUCUUUAAAGGGAGCGAACAGACGGCAAUGAUUGACUCAGCAUCUGCAGCUAACUUGGAGUUGGUGCUCAACAACAGGGACCACAGAAGUGAAUAUACUCUUUUAGGAGUACUGAAUCAUACAAAAACGCCAGGUGGACUGAGGAGGCUGCGCUCCAAUAUUUUGGAGCCUCUGCUUGAUGUGGACACCAUAAACACUCGCUUGGACGCCAUACAAGAGCUGCUGCAAAAUGAGGAGCUCUUUUUCGGCCUGAAGAAUGCCAUAGGUCAUUUCCUUGACAUUGAUCGGCUGCUCUCCGUUCUCAUUCAGAUCCCAAAGCAGGAAACGGUUCAAGCUGCUGAAUCAAAGAUCACGCAUGUCAUCCAGCUGAAACACACACUGGAUCUGGUGCCACAGUUAAGGACGGAGUUAAAGACAUGCAGCACAGCUCUUCUAAAAGCAUACAGCACUACGCUUGAGGACAACAGAUUCGAGUUGAUCCUUGAACAGAUCAAGACGGUGGUAAAUGAUGACACCACGUAUUUAAAAGGCAGCCUGAACAUGCGGACCCAGAAGUGUUACGCUGUGCGGCCCAACAUCAAUGAGUUCCUUGACAUUGCUCGCAGAGUUUACACUGAGAUUGUAGACGACAUUGCAGGACUGGUGAACCAGUUAGGGGAGAAAUACGGCUUACCAUUGCGCACCAGUUUCAGCACGUCUCGAGGGUUCUUUAUCCAGAUGAAGCUGGAUGGAGUGGUCUUACCUGAGGGCAUCCUCCCCCAAGAGUUCAUCAAGGUCAGUAAGUACAGGAACAACUACAGCUUCACUACUGCAAACCUAAUAAAGAUGAAUGGACGCUGCGAUGAGGCUCUGAGGGAAAUAUUUCACAUGUCUUAUGUGGUGAUAUGCCAGCUGCUAACCGGAAUCCAUGAGCACAUCCACUGCCUUUAUAAACUCUCUGACACUGUUUCCAUGUUGGACAUGUUGCUCUCGCUGGCCAGUGCAUGCACAAUCUCAGAUUAUGUGCGUCCAGAGUUUACAGACACCCUGGCCAUAAAGCAAGGUCGUCACCCCAUUCUGGAGCGACUGGCCCGACAGCAGCCGGUCUCGAACAAUAGCUACAUCUCCGAGGGCAGCAAUUUUGUCAUCAUAACAGGGCCCAACAUGAGCGGCAAAUCCACAUACCUCAAACAGGUGGCGCUGUGUCAGAUCAUGGCCCAAAUAGGCUCUUUCGUCCCAGCGGAGUAUGCCUCGUUCCGGAUCGCUGAUCAGAUUUUCACCAGAAUUGGUGUUGAUGAUGACUUUGAAACCAACUGCUCCACCUUCAUGUUGGAAAUGAAGGAGAUCUCGUAUAUUAUACACAAUGCGAGUGACAGGUCACUGAUCAUCAUAGAUGAACUGGGGCGUGGCACUAGUGCUGAGGAAGGCAUUGGAAUCUGUCAUGCAGUUUGUGAGUUCCUCCUUGGCCUAAAGGCCUUCACUCUGUUUGCUACACACUUUUUAGAGCUCUGUCAGCUGGAGUCUCUCUAUCCUAACGUGGAAAACCAGCACAUGGAGGUUCAGCACACACGCAGCAGAGACUCUGGCACAGAGCAAGUGGUGUAUACAUAUCUGCUGAGUCGAGGGUGCUAUGAGGAAAAGCACUAUGGUCUGAGAGCCGCUGAGAUGACCUCACUUCCUCCUAGUAUAAUCCAAGAGGCGAAGUCAAUGGCCUCUAAAAUCAGCCAGCAGCUUCUGGCCAAAUAUCCCACUGAUCCAGAAACACAGAGACAGAGAGCAGUGUACCGCCUGGCCACUCGCCUAUUGCAGACUGCCAGAAAUUCAAGACUUGACCCAGAGAGCCUGCGCAUGUAUCUGAAAGGACUGAAGAGGCAGUAUGAGGCGGAGUUGCAGGCUGCAAGCCCAGCAAGACCCACAGACUCCGGGGAUUAGCCAGUAUGUGACUGGAAGGAAUGAAGGACUCUGUCCUUCAAAAAGGGAGACGAAUACAAGAAAUACAUUUCUCCAUUGAUUGUUAAUUGGUAAUUAUACAUUUUCCUUAGGUUAUAUGUGUCUCUUGGUUGUUUAUGUAACUCUGUUGUGCUUUGAUUGAGCUGUAAACUGUCCAGGGUCUAUUCUUCCACUCAAAUACAUGCAGUUGUAAAGAACAGAUAGAUAUAUUCAUUAUUUAUUUGAUAGGUUAUCCUGUUUAGAAAGGAAAACACACCUUUAUUACUAUAAUAGUUUGUCUUAUUGUGUAUUUCUGUUAAAUUGUUGUAAAAGAGAUAUUUAAUGAACAGAUUCUUUCUCAUGAUGAAAAUAAACGGUCAC